Symbiodinium necroappetens is the source of this 3969-nucleotide messenger RNA. NCBI's taxonomy places the organism in Eukaryota, Dinophyceae, Suessiales, Symbiodiniaceae. The record is from the annotation of a GenBank genome assembly.
AUGGGUGACUGGCGUUUGGCUUUUCAGCUCAGAACCCUUGAUGCCCUGCAAGCUCAACUGCAGCGCCUGAAUAUUGAGCUGUUCAUCGUUGAUGCGCCUGAGUUUUCUGAUGUACCGGGCGCGCUGACUGACUUAUGUAAACGUUUGCGGGUCGAUGCACUCGAAACAAUUGAUGAAUAUCCGCUCAAUGAACGCCUUAGAGAUAACGCCGUAGAACAGGCGCUGCUUGAGAUAGGGGUGCAGGUCAACCGUCAUGUAGCGGAUGUUCUGGUUGAACCGGGUGUUCUGAAAACAGGUAGCGGUGGUCCGUAUACGGUUUUCACGCCUUUCUAUAAAAAAUGGAGAGAGCGCGCCGAAAACGCGGCUAAUCAGACGUGUGCUGUUCCUCAGCCACAAGCGCGUUUUGAGUUGCCCGUGGUUGAGCAGGAAAAUCAGGUGCCUGUAGAGGUAGACGGGGUAGAUCGUUCGCUUGGUGAAUCAUUGUGGCCCGCUGGGGAAGAGGUUGCACAACAGCUGUUGGACACCUUCAUCACAACCCGUGCAGAGCGCUAUCCUGACGAUCGUGAUCUGCCGAGUCUGGCAGGCACAAGUGGGCUGUCUGCACACCUGGCUGUUGGGUCAAUAUCAGCGCGGCAGUGUGUGUCUGCCGCGUUGCGGGCAUCCAUGCAUGAUACCCAGGCAGCAGACGGUUUGCAGAAGUGGGUGAGUGAGAUUGCCUGGCGGGAUUUCUAUCGCCAUAUCGUGGCCCAGUUUGAUCACGUUAAUAAAGGCGCGGCGUUCCGCAGAGAGAAAGACCAUCUGCCGUGGCGCCAUGCCCCGGAUGAAUUGCAGGCCUGGCAGCAAGGGGUUACCGGUUAUCCAUUGGUGGACGCGGCGAUGCGCCAGCUCAAUGAAACCGGCUGGAUGCACAAUCGUUUGCGGAUGAUCGCAGCGAUGUUUCUCACCAAGCACCUGCUGAUUGACUGGCGCGCAGGUGAAAGGUAUUUCAUGCACAAACUGGUCGACGGGGACUUUGCUUCGAAUAACGGCGGCUGGCAAUGGAGUGCAUCCACCGGUACAGAUGCGGCACCCUAUUUCCGUAUCUUCAACCCGACCUCCCAGGGUACAAAAUUUGAUCGGGGGGGCGCGUUCACUACCCAAUACGUACCAGAGCUGAGUGGAUUGGAUGCAAAAUACAUGUUCGAGCCACACAAAGCCGGUGUUACUUUUUAUCCUGCGCCGAUAGUGGAUCACCAGUUUGCGCGGGAGCGGGAUGAUUUUCCCAUUCAUCAGACGCCGGAACCGAUUGCGUAUACCGGCGCUGCGCGUAAUUUUUAUGACCGUUAUUUCUUUAACGGUUACCACUUACAUGAAGAUAUCUUUUUCGCAGCUGCGCUUGGUGUUUAUCCGUACGUUAACGUGAUGGAUGCCGCGUUCAGCUUAAUCAUUGAUGGUGUUCAGCAUAACCUGAUUGCGUCACGGGUUCUUAAUAUGGAACGUAUGGACACUCAGGUCGGACCCAUUUCGGUGCAGGUUUUAGAGCCUCUGCAGAAAUUGCGUUUGCAGAUAGACGACACUGCCCGCGGGUUGCGCGCUGAUCUGACCUUUACCGGCCGUAUAGCCGCGCAGGAGGAACCGCGGUUUACGCGUCGUGUCGGUAGUGCGCUAACGAUGGACUCUACCCGCUUGACCCAGAACGGCAGCUGGCAGGGUUGGAUCGAACACAAAGGCCGGCGUACUGAGGUGACACCUGAACUAUGGCUUGGUACGCGGGACAGGUCCUGGGGGGUGCGCAAUAUUGGCGCUGCGGAUUCUCAGCCUAAUCCUAUGGCACCAGAGCACUUUCAGUUUUACUGGCUCUGGGCGCCCAUUAACUGGGAGGAUGGUGUCAGCCUCUAUCACUUGAAUGACGAUGAGUUGGGUCGACCGUGGAAUACCAACGGUGUGUUUGUGCCAACGGGUGAAGGGGCAGUGACGGAACAGAUGGUUCAGGUCAGUUCGCUGAUAGACUUCAAGCCCGGUACCCGUCAUGCGCGCGCUGCAAAAAUCAGGUUUACCCGCCAUCAGGCAGGAGAAAUUGAAAUCAGCAUGACACCCCGGUAUCACUGGUACAUGAAAGGCGUCGGUUAUGGGCAUCCAGAGUUUGGUCACGGGACUUACCAUGGCGAGUUUGACAGCACCUAUGAAGAAUAUGCGCUGUGUGACGUAGAUGAUGCCACUAAUCUGCACAUACAGGCGAUCUGUGACGUACACAUGACCGGUGAUCUGGGUGAAAAGAAAGGACCUCAUGGAUAUGGCGCCGUGAGCGAUAACAGUGGUCCGUUAGCCAUUUAUGCCGCUGACCUGUUUGCGGGUAAAUGUGUGCUGGUCACCGGUGGCGGUCGCGGUAUUGGUCGCGAAAUUGCAUUGGCAUUUGCCCGGUUGGGUGCAGAUUGUGUGAUUGCCAGUCGGAACAUGGAAAACCUGGCGCCGACUGCUGCCGAGAUUGAAAAGCUGGGCAGGCGUUGCCUGGCUUUACCGGUAAACAUCCGCGAUCCACAAGCCGUCACCGAGAUGGUUGAUGAAGCGAUCCAGACCAUGGGUAAAAUCGAUUUCCUCAUCAACAACGCAGGUGGACAAUUUCCUGCCAAUCCACUGGAUAUUUCCGAUAACGGCUGGCGCGCGGUGGUGGACCUGAACCUCAACGGUACCUGGAAUGUCACCAACCGGGUAGGCAAACAUAUGGUAGCCAACAAUUUUGGCGCCAUCGUUAACAUCGUGCAUAUUUAUUCGUACGGCCGCGGCGCUCCAGACUUUCCUCAUUCAGGCGCCGCUCGUGCCGGGGUGGUCAAUUUGGCGAAAAGCCUGGCGUUUCAUUGGGCGCGGCACAAUGUGACCAUUAACAGUGUGGCGCCUGGCACCAUCAACACAGCGGGGGUGCGGGAAGAAGAGUUUGCCGCUUCGGAUAAAACGGAUUACGAAUCCCUGGCUACGGCGCAGAUUCCGGCGAAGCGAUUAGGCGAAGCUGACGAAACUGCAGCGUUGUGUGUGUUUCUGUGUUCACCUGCUGCAAGGAGAGCUGUGAUGCGUUAUGUCAUUUGCCUGGCGCUGGGUUUGGUUGGGGGCUUUGUUGGCAGCUAUUUGUUUGAGUUGCAAAGAACAUCACCAGAGCUGACCAUUCUGUCUACGCCGGAACAGGAUGCAUUGAAUCUGCCUUUUGCUGAAGGCGUCCAGCUUGGCGAUGUUAUCUAUCUCUCGGGACAGUUGGGUGUCAAACCCGGUACGCUGGACGUGGUGCCUGGUGGUAUCGGCCCACAGACGCGGCAGACGUUGGAAAACAUUAAAGCCUCCCUGCAACGUUAUGGGUCCAGCAUGGACCAGGUGCUUAAAUGUACUGUGUUCAUGGCGGACAUGGCCGACUGGCCAGCCAUGAAUGUGGUUUAUCAGGAGAUGUUUGCCGGGCAUCGUCCGGCCCGUAGUGCCUUGGGUGCUGGCGGUCUCGCUCUGGGUGCUGAGUUAGAAAUCGAGUGUAUUGCGCGCAGUAAAGGCAUUUUUGUCGGUGGCGCAUCUGGUAUGUGUCGCGCAACAGCGGCCAAAUUUGCAGAGAAAGGUGGCCAGGUUGCAAUCUUGGACUUAGAAAAAUCAGACGGUGCUGCAGUUGCUGCAGAACUGGGCGGUACGUUCAUGCCUUGUAAUGUCAUGGACUAUGACGGCAUGGCCGAUGUGAUGGGUGAAGCGGUCAAGGCUCUGGGCGGUCUGCAUUUCAUGGUUAACACCGCAGGCGGCGCGGUGGCGCAACGCACCAUCAAAAAAGACGGUUCACGACAUUCCCUGGAUGACUUCCGUCGCAUAGUUGAUCUGAACCUGAUUGGCUCCUUCAAUAUCAAUACCAUCGCAGCGGAGCAUAUGGCUAAAAACGAGCCUAACGAAACCGGUGAGCGUGGCGUGAUGUUGAACACCGCAUCCAUUGCUGCGUUUGAAGGGCAGAUUGGUCAGGUAUUCGUUGUAUGA